CACUAGAGCAACAAAUGAUAUUAAAGUUAGGACUAGUUAAUUUUGAGCUAUAUGUUAGUAGGACUGCAAGGAUUUGGAAAUGUGUGAAUCCACUUGGUGGCAAUCCUAACCAGUAUAAGGAUGCAACUUGGAAUGUGAUUGAGGAAUUUCUUUGUUCAACUGUUGGACAUUCAGCGAUAGCAGCAUCUGAAUGCAGGUAUGAAGCCGCUUUGAUUCUUAGAAAUGCAUGCCUCAAAAACCUUACAUUGGCUGAAGUACUUCAAAUCCUGAAUAUGAUUAUCACUCUGAAGGGUUGGAUCAAAACUCACUCUGAGUGGCAACCAAUUACUAUCACUCUUCCAGAAACUAAUAAUGAUAAAGAUACCAGAACAGGUACCUAGUUGAGAGAUCUCUUUCAGUAUUUUACCAU
Molecule: messenger RNA, 409 nt
Organism: Solanum tuberosum (potato)
Lineage: Eukaryota; Viridiplantae; Streptophyta; Magnoliopsida; Solanales; Solanaceae
Exons: 2
Coding region: 15-380 (121 amino acids)
Source: RefSeq, a predicted model, not a curated record